GGGGGCGGCCCCGGUGCCGGUCCCGCCUCGCCGCUCCGGGGCUCCGCGCUGGGGCCGGGGCGGCGGCGGCUCCGCGCUCCGCGAUGGCUUUCGCCAAUUUCCGCCGCAUCCUGCGCCUCUCCGCCUUCGAGAAGCGCCGCUCCAAGGAGUACGAGCAUGUCCGCCGAGACCUGGACCCCGGCGAGGUGUGGGAGGUGGUGGGCGAGCUGGGCGAUGGAGCUUUCGGCAAAGUCUACAAGGCCAAGAACAAGGAAACUGGAGCUCUGGCAGCUGCCAAGGUGAUCGAGACCAAGAGUGAGGAUGAGCUGGAGGAUUACAUGGUGGAGAUUGAGAUCCUGGCCACCUGUGACCACCCCCACAUUGUCAAACUGCUGGGAGCCUUCUACUGGGAUGGCAAGCUCUGGAUCAUGAUCGAGUUCUGCCCUGGUGGGGCCGUGGAUGCCACGAUGCUGGAGCUGGACAGGGCCCUGACUGAGCCCCAGAUCCAGGUGAUCUGCCGCCAGAUGUUGGAAGCUCUGCACUACCUGCACAGCAAGAGGAUCAUCCACAGGGACCUGAAGGCUGGGAACGUUCUGCUCACCCAGGAUGGGGACAUCAAGCUGGCUGACUUUGGGGUGUCUGCCAAGAACAUGAAAACCUUGCAGAAGCGAGAUUCCUUCAUUGGGACCCCUUACUGGAUGGCCCCGGAGGUGGUGAUGUGUGAGACCAUGAAGGACACUCCCUACGACUACAAGGCUGACAUCUGGUCCCUGGGCAUCACCCUGAUCGAGAUGGCCCAGAUUGAGCCACCCCACCACGAGCUGAACCCCAUGAGGGUCCUGCUGAAGAUUGCCAAGUCAGAGCCACCCACACUCAGCUGUCCUUCUAAAUGGUCCCCGGAGUUCCGAGAUUUCCUGAAGAAGGCGCUGGACAAGAGCCCGGAGAGCCGGCCCAGCGCUGCCCAGCUGCUGCAGCACCCCUUUGUCAGCAGGGCCAGCAGCAACAGGGCCCUGCGGGAGCUGGUGGCCGAGGCCAAGGCCGAGGUGAUGGAGGAGAUCGAGGAGAGCCGGGAGGAGGCAGAGGAGGAUCCCGGGCCUGCCUCGCCCCCUGGGAAGCACAAGAGGGACCCCUCCGAGGCGAGCCAGCUGAGCUUUGAUGGCGAGAAACCUCCAGACUCCUCCUUGCCCAAGGCUGUGAACGGCUCCCUGGGGACUGGCAAGGACACCACAGGUGGCCAGAGCCACAGAGAGACCUGCAGUGACAAACUGGAGAGCAAGCACUCCACAAAACCCACCCAGGACAAGCCAGACAUCAUCCUGCAGCCAGGACAUUUGGGGAACUCAACGGAGGGGAACAAGGAGCUGGGCAGGGAGGAGAGGAAGAGCAUGGAGGAGAGGAAGAGCAUGGAGGAGAGGAAGAACAUGGAGGAGAGGAAUAACAUGGAGGAGAAGAAGAGCAUGGAGGAGAAGAAGAGCAUGGAGGAGAAGAAGAGCAUGGAGGAGAAAAAGAGCAUGGAGGAGAGGAAGAGCAUGGAGGAGAGGAAGAGCAUGGUGGAGAUGAAGAGCAUGGAGGACAGGAAGAGCAUGGUGGACAGGAAGAGCAUAGUAGAACGACCAGAAAGUGUUCUCCUGGAGAAUCUGAGUGAGGAGAAGCUGCCUAAUGGAACCCUGGAGCCCCUGGGACCCUUCCCUGGCCACUCCAAGAGGGACUCAGAUUCUGGCAGCACUUCAGCCUCUGAGAGCCUGGACCUGAGCAUCUCCCUGUCUGCUGACCUGUCCCUCAACAGGGAGAGCGGCUCCAUGUCCCUCAAGGACUCCCAGGUGCACAAGAAGACCCUGAAGCGCACCCGCAAGUUCGUGGUGGACGGCGUGGAGGUGAGCGUCACCACCUCCAAGAUCAUCAGCGAGGACGAGAAGAAGGAUGAGGAAAUGAGGUUCCUCAGGCGCCAGGAGCUGCGGGAGCUGCGGCUGCUGCAGAAGGAGGAGCACAGGAACCAGGCCCAGCUGAACAGCAAGCACCAGCUGCAGCUGGAGCAGAUGCUGCGGCGCUUCGAGCAGGAGAUGAUGGCCAAGAAGAAGUUCUACGAGGCGGAGCUGGAGAGCCUGGAGCGGGGUCAGAAGCAGCAGAUCGAGCGGCUGGAGCAGGAGCACGCCCUGCGCCGGCGGCAGGAGGCCAAGCGCAUCCAGCUGGAGCAGGAGCGCCAGCACGGCCGCUUCCUGGAGCAGCUCCGCCACAUGAAGAGGGAGGUCAAGAACGAGGUGGAGAAGCUGCCACGGCAACAGCGCAAAGGGAACCUGAAGACGAAGAUGGACGACUUCACCCAGAAAAAACAAGCCAUGGAGCAGGAAUUUUUGGCCAAGCAGAAGGAGGACCUGGAGCAGGCCAUGAAGAACAUCACUGCCCAGAACAAAAGGGAGAUCUGUGACAAGGAGCGUGAGUGCCUCAACAAGAAGCAGCAGCUGAUGAGAGACAGGGAAGCUUGCAUCUGGGAUCUGGAAGAGCGGCAGCAGCAGGAGAAACACCAGCUCAUCAAGCAGCAGCUGAAGGACCAGUAUUUCCUCCAGAGGCACGAGCUGCUCAGGAAGCAUGAGAAGGAGAGGGAGCAGAUGCAGCGCUACAACCAGCGCAUGCUGGAGCAGCUGCGGGCGCGGCAGCAGCAGGAGCGGGCGCGGCUGCCCAAGAUCCAGCGCAGCGAGGGCAAGACGCGCAUGGCCAUGUACAAGAAGAGCCUGCACAUCCACUGCAGCGGCAGCGCCGCCGAGCACCGCGACAAGGUCAAACAGUUUGCUCUGCAGGAGGAGAAGAGGCAGAAGGCGGAGCGGCUGCAGCAGCAGCAGAAGCACGAGUCGCAGAUGAAGGACAUGCAGGCGCAGUGUGAGAGCAACACCAGCGAGCUCCAGCACCUCCAGAAUGAGAAGUGUCACCUCCUGAUUGAGCACGAAACCCAGAAGCUGAAGUCCCUGGAUGAGAACCACAACCAGCACAUGAAGGAGUGGCGAGACAAGCUGAGACCACGGAAGAAGGCCCUGGAGGACGAGCUGAACCAGAAGAAGCGUGAGCAGGAGAUGUUCUUCAAGCUGAGCGAGGAGGCCGAUGGACAGGUGCCAGUGUCCCCAACCAAGCACGCCAAGUUCAUCCCCUUCAGCUCCUCAGAGAGCUUGUAACACCUGCCAGGCUGCUACUGGCCAUUCCUCCUGGGCUGCAGGGGCCAACUUGGACUUGGAAGAGCCUCUCAGCAGCCCCUUGUCACCCUCCUGUCCUGUCCCCUGCGGGACCUCUGAGCUGAGGGGUGCUGCCUGAGCUUGGGGUGGCUUUCCCAGGAGCCCAGGCUGGGAACUGGGGCAGGACCCUCUCUGGAUUGUACUUGCACUGUUGGCUGGGGCUCCCUGGGCGAGCCUGGUGCUCUCUGGGUUUGUCAGCUCGGGCUGGAGCAGCGAGCACUCCCAGCAGGAGCAGCAGCUCCUCAGGGCAGGGCUGUCACCUCCCUGUGCACCCUGUCCCAGCCCUUUGGGAGGUGUGGCUGCUCCUGUCCCAGCCCUUUGGAAGGACUGGCCUGGGGCACAGCAGCUUUGGCAUUGUUUCAAACUCACCGUGGCCUUAGACUUAUUCCUCUCCACUGUGGUGCUUUUUUGCCACAGAGAGACAGAGAUUUGGGUUUUUUCUGUCCUGCUCCCCACACAGACUGUGCAGAAAGGGGCUGGAUGUCCUCCCAGAGAUGUUUCUGCUCUCCCUCUGCUGUGAGCCCUGGCACCUCAGCCCCUCUGGCACUGAGCUAGCACUGGUACCAGAGGCUGGCUUUGGGCUGGCUGCAGGGUUUGGGUCUGGGGGAGGCUGCAGGGACACAGUGAAGUGUCUGCCACUGUCAUGUGCCCUUGGGAUGAGUGGGGGUGAAGAUCUAUCAUGAUCUCACAAGUGUUUGAGGCUGGAUUUGAAAUCCUUUCUGUGAGGGGCCACGAGGCUCAGGCAGUGGGCAGUGGCUGCAGAGCAUCCUUUGGGAGGGGCAGUGGAACGAGGCAGGAGGAGAUGCACAGGGGGCUCUUUGCUCCCAGCUGCUCCUCGCCCACUCGUGUCUCACCUCCUCGUGGUGUGCCACAGCUUUUUGGGUGGCUCUGCUGGCUGGGAGGCGUGGGCAGAGCAGGUCCUCUGUCCUUUCUGUCCCUCCCCUUGGGUGGGACUGGAGCACAGAGCUGGGGAGGGCUCAGGGACCUCCCUGGCAGCACCUUCUUCUUUACACAACCCAAAGAUGUAAGGCAGCACUUAACUAAGUUUUUCUCUGGAAAACAUUGUUUGUUUUAGACCAGUUUCUUUAGCAAGAAAAAAAUAUUUCUGCUUAAAAAAAAACCAGAAAAAAAGCUGUUAUUUUCAAGUCCCCUCUGUUGAUUUACUGGCAUUUCAGGGGAAGGUGGUAUUGAUGUGCCUCACUUCUAGGUACUGGGCUGAAGGAAGCAGCCCCCAGGUCUUUAACUCUGUCUGGGGAGUGCAUUUCCUACCCUUUUAGAGCUCCUAAUCCAUAUUUAUAAGCUUCCUGCAAGCUAGCAAGAUUCUGUCUCUUUGGGCCAUUGCAGUUACCUCUGAUUUCCCAGCAGUGAUGUCUCUGUUAAUCAGCACAGGAAGGGCUCCUGCCCCUCUCCAAAAGCAGAUUGUGCCUUUCAGCCGUGCUGACACCAGCUGGGAGCUGAUGGAAGGUAAUCAAUGCAAAGGGAUGUUCCCAAAAGGGCCAAGGGGCAGAUUGGAGCCCUGGAAUCAGGCUGGGAAUGUGUCACAGCAGCCCCAGUGGUUCUGGUUCUGCUGCUGGGGUCAGGCUGGGGCUGUGCUGUGCCACAGGAGUCAGAGCAGUGCCACUGUCACAGCACUGUCACCUCCCCCAGCCCGGGGGCACCACCCCUCCCUGCACAUUCACAAACCAUUCCUGGGGCUCCCAGAGCUGCUGCAGUGCCCUGUGGUAAAUCAGUUAUCCCUUCCUCAGCCCAGCUGCAUUUGAGGCACCACAGCCCUGCUAACGAGGUAGGAAUGGCUCUGCCCACUCAUUUUUGUGUUCUGUGUUCUCUCCUGGGUGUGCCAGGCCCUGUACCUGUCCCUCACCUAGAAGGGGGGCACAUCAUCUGACUGUCAUGUUUACAGCCUGGUUAUCAAUUUCCCUCCUUUCAAAACAGGAAUUUUUUUUCUCUGUUCAGAAGGAACCACGAUUAAACCCAGCUUGCUUUUCAGGGGGGGAAGGGACACGAUUUUUAAAAAUGUGGCUUCGAAUAAAAAGGGUUUUUUUAAUAUUUUGUAAAAUAUCCUCAGUGGGGCCACCAGCAUGAUGCAAAAACCUCUCUAAUAAAGUAACAAAGUGAGAAA
This is a messenger RNA of Oenanthe melanoleuca, 5319 nucleotides long. It is a transcript of the gene STK10, whose product is annotated as serine/threonine kinase 10. Gene Ontology annotation, biological process: protein phosphorylation. The record is from RefSeq and is a predicted model, not a curated record. Gene Ontology annotation, molecular function: protein serine/threonine kinase activity; ATP binding. The coding region runs from base 84 to 3143 and encodes 1019 amino acids. NCBI's taxonomy places the organism in Eukaryota, Metazoa, Chordata, Aves, Passeriformes, Muscicapidae. The transcript is spliced from 19 exons.